Messenger RNA from Thermochaetoides thermophila DSM 1495, 330 nucleotides. RefSeq lists its product as uncharacterized. Gene Ontology annotation, molecular function: protein-disulfide reductase activity. The record is from RefSeq and is a predicted model, not a curated record. The coding region runs from base 1 to 330 and encodes 109 amino acids. The transcript is spliced from 3 exons. Lineage: Eukaryota; Fungi; Ascomycota; Sordariomycetes; Sordariales; Chaetomiaceae.
AUGACGGUCCACGCUAUUUCCAGCCUGCCCGAAUUUAAGGAGACCAUCUCUAAGUACCCUGUCGUCAUUGUCGACGCUUUUGCGGAGUGGUGCGGCCCUUGCAAGGCCAUUGCUCCUGCUCUUGCCCGGUGGUCAGAGGACCCCGCUUACAAGGACAAGAUCUACUUUGUCAAGUUCGAUGUCGACGCCGUCCCCGAUCUUGCUCAGGAGCUUGGCAUUCGUUCCAUGCCCACCUUCAUCAUCUUCAAGGACGGUGAGAAGGUGGACGAGAUGGUCGGUGCCCAACCCCAGGCCCUUCUGGGCCUGCUUAACCGGUACAAGCUUGAGUAA